CACUUAUCGAAAUUAGGACAACCCUCCUCCGAAUUGUUGGUCAAACACCAUGGCGGAAAACCGGACGAACGAGUUCAUGGCGCUGGCCCGCGGCCUCCCAAMGAACGGCGGGCUUCCCCCGCAAAUCCUGUCGCCGCCAACGGCGGGAAGGAACACCCCCGGCGAUCGGAACGCGGGMAGCGCCUCCCAGCUCCGGGAGUUUCACAACACGGCCGGUGGGAUUUCCCGCGACAUUGCCGCCACCUCGGGCCUCCUGGCCGAGCUGACGCAGCUGGUCCGGCAGAAGUCCCUCUUCCAGGACGACAGCCAGAAGGUCAACGAGCUGGUCGUUCGGAUCAAGAUGGCCAUCGAGAACCUCAACGGCCGCCUGGACGCCGCAGAGCGGCAGAGCACGCAGCAAAAACGAAGCCUGGGCAAGAAUUCCCAGACGGCCCAGCAGGCCAGCAACGUGGUCGGGCAGCUCCAGGAGGAAUUCGGGCAGGCUGCGGCGGGCUUCAAAACGAUCCUCCAGCACCGGACCGACGUUCUGAAGGAAACGACGGACCGGAAGCGGGACAUUUACGGGACGAGUGGCGCCGACGUCGAGGACGUGCCCGUYCUGAACCUAGAGAACCGACCGCCAGUCUAUUACGGCGACAACCACGCCGGUSGCGGCGCGGGGCCCGCUGGGUUUCCGGCRCUGGACCUGACCAGUGGCAUGAUGGCCGCGGGAGAAUCYACAGGRUCACAAUUGCCUCGUCCGCGUAAGUUCUGGUGCUUCUUUUGUGGUUUGUUUGGUUGUUUCUUGCUUCARAAAAUGUCGUUGUUGCAAAGCGGUUGGAAGCUCCUUCCGGAAGUAUGUGUCAGGGCUGAACCCAGCGUGCGCCACCAUUCGGUACACCGGCACUGAUGUAGAGUUAUAGGACCGAACCAAUGAUUAUGGAAUGCAUGCCGGCUAGGUUUUGGGACUGGAGAUGCAAUCUUUCCCUCUAGACUCAUUGAUCUUUGCUUCUUUGUUUGUUUGUUUGUUGGUUGGUUGCUUUGCUACGCUAUCGGAUGUUCCCGCGGACGUCGUUUGCUUCACAGAUGGUGUGACACCCUCGCAGAACAACAGCAGGACGCCCAGCUAUGCACAAUCUGCCGUCCCCAGCUACUACGGCAAUUCGCAGCAAAACAACAACCAGAACCCAGCGGGCAUGCUGUCGCCCUUUGAGAUCCAGCAAAUGGAACAGGCAUCGGGGCAGGACCAGAUGAUGCAGCUGAUUCCCGACCAGGAUUACCUGCGGGACAGGGCCGACGCCAUGGAGCAGGUCGAAUCAAACAUUGUCGAGCUWGGAGCCGUGUACAACCGAUUGGCGACCAUGGUGCACGAGCACAAGGACAUGGUGCAACGCGUCGAGGACAACGUYGACGAGGCGAAUUCCAUGAUCAACCUCAGCCUCAACACGCUGACGGACACRCUGACGAAUCUGCGGUCCAACCGGGGCCUCGCCCUGAAGGUGUUCUCCAUUUUGGUCGUCUUUAUCAUUUCGUUUAUCAUAUUUUUCGCUUAGCCGRGCUCGGCUUCGUCGRAUGCGAUCCGCGAGGAGCAAAGCGGAACGAUAGUURCWCUGUGCUCCUACAAUAAYACUACAAUACAAUACAACCGAUUAC
This is a messenger RNA of Pseudo-nitzschia multistriata, 1632 nucleotides long. The record is from the annotation of a GenBank genome assembly. Lineage: Eukaryota; Bacillariophyta; Bacillariophyceae; Bacillariales; Bacillariaceae.